GGGAUUUUCUUCUAUAUGUGCACAAGUGUGAAUUCCAUGUUGGAAAAACAUUUCAUUAGUUGAGCAUUGCACUUGAACGGUGAAACACCACGGGCAAAGGAGAAAAUCCCUCCAAUAUAGUCGGAGUUUUCCAUCUCUUUUACGCUCCUGCCCAAACUAAAUCCAGAACUUUUGUGUAAAUAUUUCCCACCCACAAUAGAACACCAUAUAAUAAAGUGAAUUCCACGGGAAGGUGAAUCUAUCAGUUUCACUUUGACCAUCGAUGUGUGGUGCAAUAAAUUUUUCAAUCGAUCCUCCUUUGCGAAAUCACCCACAAUUGUGUAAUACAAUGAUCGUGAAAAGUCUCCUUGGGAUAUUUCUAGCAUUCUUGCUAAUAUCCGUGACAGAGCAGGCACCAACACGUCGCGAUGGACGUCCAAUUUUUAGUGAUCGUGUUGAGAAUUUCUUGAGGAGCUUAAACAACGAAGGAAUGACCGAUCGUGAGAAGAUCAAGUAUUUAGGGGAGAUUCUUAGUGCACUCAGCUACUACAAAUAUGACGAUCCCAAUUUCUUGGAGCACUGUGUGGGACAGAAGAUCGUUCAGGAUGGUUAUCGUGAUGUCCAGAGACAGCCGUAUGAUGAUGAUCAAGAGUAUGAUAAUCAAUAUGGACGAGUACGUACGGGAGAUCGCUCAAAAACCCGAUAUAAAGAUCAAUCUCGCGGACAAUCUUAUGGUCCAUCAUCUCAGCAAUACGACAGUGAUCAUGGUGAUGAUUAUAGCAAUGAACGCAGGCAGGAAUACGGUGGUGAUAGUAGGCAACAGCAGCACGGUGACAGGAAUCACGAUAGACAUCGUUUUAGGGGGCAUAAAUACCGCGGAACACCGUAUCCUUCUCAUGAACGUGGCGUUGAUGGUCACUCAAUGCGCGAUGACGAUCACCAUGAGGGCCACGAUGGAAGUUAUGAAGACAAUUUGGACCAGAGACAAUCUCACAGUGAUCGUCAACAGGAUAAUCAAUACGGUAGGCCAGAAGAGAGGAGAAUUCGCAAUAGAGAUCCCUCUGCAGCGGGAUACAAUAGGCAAGGAUCUCGUUCUCAAGAACGCGGUAUUGACGGUCAUGGAUCACGCAGUAGUGAAGUACGAGGUGAAGUACACAGCAAUGAUCAUGAAGAGAAUGAUGAUUACGAUGAAAAAGAUCACGAAUAUGAUAAUCACGAUCAAAUUGAGGAAUUACCUCAUGACGAAAAUUACGAUUAUUACGAUGAAGAUGAACAGGGAGAGGAUGAAGAUGGAGAUCAUUCAAAUCAGGAGCAAUCAAUUGAUGGGCAUGAUCCGCAUAGGACAGCAGGAGAGCGUCAUAGAGAUGAUGGGUAUAGUCAGAGAGGAUCGCAAAGUGAUCAAAAUAGCCAAUCUGGGGCAAGAGAUACAGAUGGAAGUCGAUCUCGUGAGGUAUCUGACAGAGAUAACAGGGGAUUCAAUCGCUAUGAUCCCUACAGUUCUUCCCGCGGACAUGACGACGAUCGCGAUUCACGUCGUGGCUAUGAUGGCAAUCAAGCAGGUGAUAGUGAUGGGUCUCAUCAUGACAGUUAUGAUCCCUAUGGAGCCACCUCGAGUGAUGCUCAUGACACGCACCAAACCUCAAGGGAGCAGGACGGCUACCAAGAUCACCACUAUGAGCAACGAGGUGGUGAGCAUGGAAUUCAAGGGGAACCCUAUGCCCCCUACGGUGAGGAGAGCCCCUACUUAACGGGUGAUGCAGUGGAGCACAGUGGAGACUACGACAAUUCCCAAUUCAAUUCACACCUUCUCGAAGAAUACCUAAAUCGCAUCUACAUGCACGAUGUCCCCGAAGAUUUAGCCCAAUACGCACGAUCGUACCUCGACUACGCCAAGGAUUCCGUGAGAUCUUCCGCAAGCCAAGUAAAGAAUUUCGAAAAUAUUCGUCCCUGCUUGGAGCACCUCGUGCAAUACUUUAACAUUCUCACGGAUAAUUUGGCCAGUGAGUACAAGAGAUGCUCCACAAAGUGCUACUACGACCGUCUAACUAACUUCACGAAUUCCGUGUCUCAGUACACGCGAACUACAACUGAGUGCAUCUACAAUAGACGAAACUAAAAAGCACAACACGCUAUUGAUUGCACUCACCUUUCUCACCAACUUGCUUCAAACUUUCCACCUUGGCUUGUAUUUUUGUCUGAACAUUCUCCGCACCUUCCUUCAUCUUCUGCAGGAUACCUACAUUGGAGCACAAUUAGAAAUUACUCCCUUAAGUGAAGGAUCAUUGAAAAUAAUUUAGUUUCCAAUGUGAUAGAAAAAAAAGCAAAAUGAAAAUGUUUUGAAGCGAAAUAAAAAUGAAGAUAAAAAUCAAUAAAAAAA
This is a messenger RNA of Lutzomyia longipalpis, 2356 nucleotides long. RefSeq names its product sarcoplasmic reticulum histidine-rich calcium-binding protein-like. The record is from RefSeq and is a predicted model, not a curated record. Lineage: Eukaryota; Metazoa; Arthropoda; Insecta; Diptera; Psychodidae. Bases 263 to 2095 code for a protein of 610 amino acids. The transcript is spliced from 2 exons.